Athalia rosae (coleseed sawfly) is the source of this 1590-nucleotide messenger RNA. RefSeq lists its product as uncharacterized. The transcript is spliced from 8 exons. Bases 460 to 1395 code for a protein of 311 amino acids. The record is from RefSeq and is a predicted model, not a curated record. Lineage: Eukaryota; Metazoa; Arthropoda; Insecta; Hymenoptera; Athaliidae. Gene Ontology annotation, cellular component: SAGA complex. Gene Ontology annotation, molecular function: transcription coactivator activity; protein heterodimerization activity.
UCAUAACAGCAUUAAACGAAACGUCAUGCACAGAGUUUUGUCUGGUAAACUGUGAUUCUAACCUGGAAUAUUGUUGUUCCUACAGUGGUUCCCACGGACGUUUCAUGUGCAAGUGAACAUUCGAUUCAAGUCUUUUCUACUAGACUGUGCUCUGUUACGAUCAUUGAGCCUCGGGUUUUUGCGAUAGCGUUAUAAUUUCUAAUCCAUUUUGAGAACUACAGAACGCAACACGUUUACCCAUAAAUUAUGGACCGAUGGGAGUAAAACUGGUACCGACAAUUCGCGGACGGCGAAUAAUUCGGUGUAGAGGAUUAACGCCGUUAACGACAGAUGCCAGUGACCGUAUACAUCGUGUCACACAUUUUAAAUUCAAACACGAGCACUGCCGUGCUUUCCAACAAAGUACAACAAUUGUUAAAAUUAGAUGUAUGAAGUCUAUUACCUGUGCUAGAACCGAUUAUGAAAUCGAGUAAAUGUAACGCGCCUGGAACUGGUAACCAUUGGGGUGAAUUACCCGCGAGAGAAACUCACAAGCAGGAGAUAAUCACCCCCGACGUGAUUGAAAACAUUUGGAGACAGGUUAUUGAAGAUACCAAGGAUUCGGGUUUUGAUUUUCAACCAGAUGUACAAGCAGAACAUUUUCAGUUACCCGCACUGAACCCUCACGUACUGAAUACCAUAAAUCUUCAUCAGCGUUUAAGAGAUCUGAAAGAUGGAGUUUUUCACGUACCAGCGACUGAAAUCGAAGUAUUGACGCCACCCAAAACACAAAACUCCUUAAACCCUUUCCAAUUUUUAUUUCCACACGGAGAAACUGAGGAGGAUUCUAAUAGUAGAAAAAUACCCGAGGGCUCAUCAAACCAUGACGCGAUAAUAUACCUGAAACCGGAAACGGCUCAUGGUUUGCUGAAACAUUCCGUUGUUGUUCUACUGGCGCAUACCGGGUUUGAAAGUUCCUCUGAUAUAGCCAUUGAAGCGCUGACGGAUAUUGCUGAACAAUUUUUGAAGCGAACCUCUGGACUACUUAAGGUUGCGGCGGAACAAGAAGAAUGUGGUUUUCCUGACGUUGUUGAGAGAGUCUUGUGUGAAAUGGGUAUUGGCGGAGCUCGAGCGCUCCACGAUUACUAUCAGGAAAACGUUUUGAGAUUCGAAGCAAGUAUGAAAAUAGCUGUUGAAAGGGCGGCAGCUAAACGGAGGAAAAGGGAACCUGGUUCAGGCAGCAGCAAGAUGGAACAAGACGACGGUUUUAGCGAUGUAGGUUUUGACGAACUUGACGAAUUUGGCAAUGUAUGCAGAGAAGUGCCAACGUUACAACUAUUGGAUCCUGAGCUUGGAUUUCCACCGAAUCUUGAUGCAGGGUUCCAAAUGCUUCAUAGUCUAGAGCAGGAAGGGUGAGGCAAAGCUUUCCAGUCAUUAAAUAGCUUGGAGGUUGACGAAGAAGAGGUCAACGUGAGCGACUCCCCCAACUCCGUUCGGCUACGUCAAUCUGAAGCUCUGGCUGAAAAAAGAAAAAGAUCAUGAGUCUAAAUCUUUAAAUAAAGAAUUCUGGCUCUCUUUGUAAUAAAUCAAUACUAUGAGUCUUUCAAUUUU